Galeopterus variegatus (Sunda flying lemur) is the source of this 1335-nucleotide messenger RNA. It is a transcript of the gene WDR31, whose product is annotated as WD repeat domain 31. The record is from RefSeq and is a predicted model, not a curated record. Lineage: Eukaryota; Metazoa; Chordata; Mammalia; Dermoptera; Cynocephalidae. Bases 186 to 1289 code for a protein of 367 amino acids. The transcript is spliced from 11 exons. Gene Ontology annotation, molecular function: protein binding.
UGCGGAUGCCCUCCGACCCCGCGUCCCCGCUGGCCUUAUCUCCAGCCCCGCCAGCCCACCGAGAUUAGGAAGUGGCUGCCUGAACUAUUUUCCAAAGGAUAAGCAUUACAAAUCAUUGAAUACGGCAGCUCACCAAGAAGAUCCUAUUGGUUUUGGGGGAACACAACUUCUAGCAGCCACAAGGGAUGCUGCUACUCAGGUGCCAACUGAAACGAGCUCUUCCUCAGAAGGUUUCAUGUAGGUCCUGUUCCAUGAUGGGGAAACUGCAAAGCAAACUCAAAUACAGCACUUAUAAAUACAGCAGGCCCAAUGGAAUCAUAGAAGAGAGAAUUCCAACUAACGCUUUUCAAGAGUAUAGCCCAGCUCAUGUGGAUACCGUCUCUGUGGUUGCUGCUUUGAACUCAGACCUUUGUGUCUCCGGAGGAAAAGAUAAGACAGUUGUGGCCUAUAAUUGGAAAACUGGAAGUGUGGUGAAAAGGUUCAAAGGACAUGAACAUGAAAUUACCAAGGUGGCUUGUAUUCCCGAAUCGAACCACUUCUUCAGCGCCUCUCGUGACAGGAUGGUCAUGAUGUGGGACUUGCAUGGUUCUUCACAACCAAGGCAACAGCUGUCUGGCCAUGCCAUGGUGGUCACUGGAUUGGCUGUGAGUUCAGACUCAUCACAGCUGUGCACUGGCUCUCGGGACAACACCCUGCUGCUGUGGGAUGUGGUGACGGGACAGUGUGUGGAGAAGGCGUCUUUCUCCAGGAACCUGGUCACUCAUCUGUGCUGGGUCCCCAGAGAACCAUAUAUACUACAGACUUCUGAAGAUAAAACCAUCAGAUUAUGGGACAGCCGGGGGCUGCAGGUAGCUCAUAUGUUUCCUGCAAAGCAGCAUAUUCAGACCUACUGCGAAGUCAGCGCAGAUGGACUCAAAUGUAUCUCUUGCAGCAGUGGCUUUGGAGGGGAAGGCUGUGAAGCCACGUUGUGGGACCUGAGGCAGACGAGGAACAGAAUAUGUGAGUAUAAGGGGCAUUUCCAGACUGUUGCAUCCUGUGUCUUUCUACCAAGAGCACUGGCUUUGAUGCCUGUAAUUGCUACCUCAUCACAUGAUUGCAAGGUGAAGAUUUGGAACCAAGAUACUGGAGCUUGCCUUUUCACCUUAUCUCUGGAUGGAUCAGGACCUUUGACUUCCCUGGCUGUUGGCGACACCAUCUCCUUAUUGUGUGCAAGUUUCAGGAGAGGAAUUCACUUACUCAGACUGGACCACAGCCAAGGGCUGGAACUGCAGGAAGUGGCAGCAUUCUGAGGCCAAGAGACAUUCACUGGACAAUAUCAAACCAUGGUCUCUCCUU